CAAUGGCUGCAGCCGAAGCUUCCUCUCUCUACCUCUCUUUCUCCUCUCAAAACGUUCUCUCGCUCUCUCAAACCUUAAAAAAGAAGUUGCUCGUGCUCUAUUUAAACGAGCCUUUCUCUCUCUAAAAUCAUUCGUGUUCAUCACCUUUUCUCCAUAAUUAAGAAGUUUCAGCCAUGGGAUUUCCAGUUGGGUACACAGAGGUCUUCUUGCCGAAGCUUUUCGUGCACACGCUGUCCCUUCUGGGUUUCAUCAGAAACCUCAUUUUCUCGCUCUUCCACUACCUCGGCCUCUCAGAUUUCCUCGAGACGGAUACGGUGUGGCCCGAAAACCCGACCCGAAUGCCAGACACGCCGCCCGUGUCGGCCCUUCUGAUCCGGGAGAUCCUGCCGGUGAUCAAGUUCGAGGAUCUGACGGGAAUCUCUGGGGACCCGCCUGAGAGCUGCGCGGUUUGCCUGUACGAGUUCGAGGGCGGAGAGGAGAUCAGGUGGUUGAGGAACUGCCGGCACAUUUUCCACCGGGCGUGUCUAGACCGUUGGAUGGACCAUGAUCAGAAGACUUGCCCUCUCUGUAGGACCCCCUUCGUGCCUGAUGAGAUGCAGGACGAGUUUAAUCAACGGCUCUGGGCUGCUUCCGGAGUCACCGAUUUUUACAGUGAGUACAGCUCUGUUCCAGGAUUGUAGAUCAUGACUAAUUGAGUGCGAGAGUUUUUUUUUUUUUUUUUUUUUUUUUUUUUUUUUCCUUCUAAAUCUUUUCCACUUCCGCUCUCUGAAUUGUAUAUAUACAUGAAAGAUUUGGUACUUGGCCAAAAACCCAAGAAAUAAAAUAAGAAAAAGAAAAAAAAUUUUGGAGUACAGUUGAUGAAAUCUGGGUAUGGAGGAAAAGUUUGUUUCUAA
This is a messenger RNA of Carica papaya (papaya), 893 nucleotides long. RefSeq names its product RING/U-box superfamily protein. Gene Ontology annotation, biological process: protein ubiquitination. The record is from RefSeq and is a predicted model, not a curated record. Gene Ontology annotation, molecular function: zinc ion binding; ubiquitin protein ligase activity. NCBI's taxonomy places the organism in Eukaryota, Viridiplantae, Streptophyta, Magnoliopsida, Brassicales, Caricaceae.